AUGGUUAGAGAUACAAAAUUAUACGACUUGCUAGGCGUUAGUCCAGAUGCAAAUGAUAGUCAGAUAAAGAAGGCAUACAGGAAGUCAGCUUUGAAAUAUCAUCCAGAUAAAAACCCAAGCUCUGAAGCAGCAGAUAAGUUUAAGCAGAUUACAGCAGCAUAUGAAAUUUUGUCAGAUCCUCAAAAAAGAGAUGUCUACGAUCAAUAUGGUGAAGAAGGGUUUACUGGCGGUGGUCCCGGCGGCCCAGGAGGCGGUUUCGGUGGUUUUGGUGAAGAUCUCUUCUCUCAAUUCUUUGGAGGUGGAGCUUCAAGGCCUAGAGGUCCUCAAAAGGGUAGAGAUAUCAAGCACGAAAUUAGCUGCACAUUAGAGCAGUUGUACAAAGGCCGUACUACUAAGUUGGCUUUGAAUAAGACUGUUCUAUGUAAGGGUUGUGAUGGCCGUGGUGGUAAGGCUGGCGCUGUAAAGAGAUGUUCAUCUUGUGAUGGUCAAGGUGUUAAGUUUAUCACAAGACAAAUGGGACCUAUGAUUCAAAGAUUCCAGACUACAUGUGAUGUUUGUAAGGGUGAAGGUGAUGUUAUUGAUCCAAAGGACCGUUGUAGGAAGUGUGAUGGUAAGAAGAUCGCUAAUGAGAGGAAAAUUUUGGAGGUUAAUGUUGAACCAGGUAUGAAGAACGGGCAAAAGGUUGUUUUCCAAGGUGAAGCUGACCAACAGCCUGGUGUGAUUGCCGGUGAUGUCAUUUUUGUAAUCAACGAACAACAACACCCAAGAUUUAUUAGAAGCGGUGACAAUUUGCACUAUGAAGCGGAAAUUGACUUGUUAACAGCUAUUGCUGGUGGUCAAUUUGCUUUAGAACAUAUAUCUGGUGACUGGUUGAAGGUUGAUAUUCUACCUGGUGAGGUUAUUUCCCCAGGUCUAGUUAAGGUUAUCGAAGGUAAGGGUAUGCCAAUUCAGAAGUAUGGUUCAUAUGGUAACUUAUUGAUCAAGUUCACUGUGAAGUUCCCAGAACCAAACUUUGCCGACGAGGAAACCUUGAAGCAGCUUGAAUUUAUCUUGCCUCCAAGAAGUGUUCCUCAAAUUCCUGCAAGCGCAGAAGUUGAAGAAUGUAUUCUAACGAACUUUGAGGCUGGGAAGCAUGAAGCAAGAUCAAGCAACGGAAGGGGUCAAAGUUACGAUUCCGAUGAGGAGGAAGCUCAUGCUGAAGGUGUUCAAUGUGCUUCUCAAUGA
Eremothecium sinecaudum is the source of this 1224-nucleotide messenger RNA. It is a transcript of the gene YDJ1, whose product is annotated as type I HSP40 co-chaperone YDJ1. The record is from RefSeq and is a predicted model, not a curated record. Gene Ontology annotation, cellular component: nucleus; cytosol; cytoplasm. Bases 1 to 1224 code for a protein of 407 amino acids. NCBI's taxonomy places the organism in Eukaryota, Fungi, Ascomycota, Saccharomycetes, Saccharomycetales, Saccharomycetaceae. The transcript has a single exon. Gene Ontology annotation, biological process: response to heat; protein refolding. Gene Ontology annotation, molecular function: ATP binding; Hsp70 protein binding.